Molecule: messenger RNA, 2414 nt
Organism: Drosophila mojavensis
Lineage: Eukaryota; Metazoa; Arthropoda; Insecta; Diptera; Drosophilidae
Exons: 2
Coding region: 318-2276 (652 amino acids)
Source: RefSeq, a predicted model, not a curated record
GAGAGGCUUAGAACGCCAGCGAACGCUUAACGCAAAACACACGCGCAACAGCAACAGCAACAGCAGCAGCAGCAGCAGCAGUAGCAAAAAAACAAAAACAAAUAAAAAAAAAGAACAUCAGAAAAAAAAGAACACGUCGAAAAGACGACAAUAACCGCGCACGAUAAAAGUCGCCAGCGGCCAAAAACGCGCUCAUUGCGUGCGCUGUUUUCGCAACGGUAAAUUAGGUAGCACACAGCUGCUGAGAGUCGGGCAUCGGGCGGAUAUCAGAUACGCAGAUACUACAACCGAGAUAUACGUAGAGAGCCACAGAUAGGAUGAGGAUGCGGCACGCAUUUGCUGGAUUAAUUGUGUGUUGGCUGGCAGUUUGUCAACCGCAAGCUGAGGCGCAGUUUGCACCGUUCGGUCAACCCGUCUUUGGUGGACAGCCUGGCUUCUUUGGAGGCGGCGGACGCGGCCUACAGGGCUCCGUGUCCAGGGCCAACACAAACGCCUACGAGCGCCAGGUGGAGCUUGGCAACGAUCUGGAGCUCACGCGCGGCGUGUCCAACUCGCGCGCUGUGACGCGCCAGAACGGACAGCGCGUGGUCGCCAACAGCCAGGCGCUGACCCGCGGCCUGGACCUGGGCGGACUGCAGCUGGGCAACACCUUCACGCGCACACGCACCAACGCGAACGGGGCGGUGGUCGGCGGCGGCGUGGCCAAUCAGUUCCGCAUUGGCGAUGUCGGCCUGGGCGCCUCCCUCUCGCCGGACAACCUCCGGCAGGGCUUCGGACUGCAGCGCGACGCCAACGGCGAUGUGCGACUGGGCCUGGGCCUGCUCAGCCUCGAUCUGGACAGGAGGGUGGAGGACAGCAAUACGCUCAGCCAGGCGCAGGUGAACGCCCAGGGCCGUGGCGCUCGCGUCGGCUCCAACAGCAACAGCUUCACCAACAAUCAGCAGCUCGGCGGCCUCAAUGUCAAGGAGACGUUCAGCAACUCGAACGCCUUCGGACGGACACGCUUCGGCCAGACCUCGGCCAAUGCGGGCGGCUUCGGUGAGACGGCCGCCUCGCGUGGCCUCACCUUCGGCAACGGAUUCCGGCAACGCCGCACGCCCCAGGUCGCCUACCGCCCACAGCAGGUCGCGUACCGCCCGCAGCAGGUCGCAUUCCGCCCACAGCAGGUGGCCAAUCGUCGCUUCCUGCGGCCCAAGCGCCACGCCCAGUUCGUGCCCUUCGGCUAUCCGCAGCCGUCUUACGGCUUUGGUGGUGGCUUCGGCGGCUUCGAGGCGGAACGUCCACGUCGCCAGUUCGGACGUCCGGGCGGCGGUUUCGGCGGACCUCCGAGCUUUGGCGGACCUCCGAGUUUUGGCGGACAGCCGGGCUUUGGCGGACCACCGGGCUUUGGCGGACCACCGGGCUUUGGCGGAAAGCCGGGCUUUGGCGGACAGCCGGGCUUUGGCGGACAGCCGGGCUUUGGCGGACAGCCGGGCUUCGGUCAGCCUAGUUUCCCACAGGGCGGCAACAAGCGCGGCCCCGUGCAGUCGUCGGGCAGUGCCGGCGCCAAGGGCGGCCCCGGGUUCAAUCAGCAGGCGGGCAGCAACAACUUUGCCAAUCAGAAUGCGGACGGCUCGCAGGAUGCGGGCAGCAGCAGCAUCGGCUCCAAUCUGGCCGAGGACGGCAACAGCGGCCAGGUGAGCUCGGCGAACACCAACCAUCAGUCGGGCCAGGGCCACAGCUCGAACGGCGCCCAGAGCCAGGCGCUGAACUUCCGGCCCGGCGAGCAGCAGGCGAGCAGCUCGAAUGCGAACACCGAGCACACGCGGACGGGCAACAGCGAGACCAUUGGCUCGAACAGCGGCUCCACCUCCACCAACAACAAUGAGCGGGGCAGCUCCAGCAACACGGCCAACACGGACACGAAGAUCGUGCGCAACGGCAACCAGCAGACGAUCACAUCGGGCGCCAACAGCCAGUCCAUCUUCCAGGGCAACAACAACCAGGGCAACGCCGCGGCGAACACCAAUGCGAACAUCAGCUCACAGCGCAACCCCAACGGCUCCGUGACGAACUCGGCGUCGAGCAGCGCCAGCGCCACCAGCCAGAACGGGCAAUCGGCCAAUGCGAGCGCCAGUGCCAGCGCCGGCGGCAAUCGCAAUGGGGGAGCUGGAGCGGACGCCAAUGCCUUUGGUGGCGGAACCAAUAGGCGUGGCGGCGGCGGCGGCGGCGGCGGCGCCAAUGCCAAUAGCAAUGCCUUUGGCGCCUUCAAUGGACCUUUUGGAUUUGGCCGUUAGUACCACUUGAGUCAAUACGCACAGCACCACCCGCACCACCUAAUCCUUAUAGCAUGGUCACUUCCUUCUCUCUCUUUUUUUUUUUGUUUGCCAACGAAUCACUUUAAGCACUCGAAUAAAAUGCAUUUGUUAAUUUUA